AUGGGAGUCAUCCCAGAGCAGGACGAGCUGAUGGAGGAGUUCGAGGUGGACGGGCAGGCCGCCGCCAGCACGGGUGGCACCGCCAACGGCGGCGGCGACAAGGGCAAGGGCAAGGGUAAGAAGGGCAAGGGCAAGAAGGGCAAGGGCCAGAAAAAACCCGAGGAGGCGCCCGAGGAGGGCAAGGCCGCAACGGUGCAGCCUAAGAAGCGGGCUAAGUACUCGAAGGCGAACGGCAAGGCCAAGGCCGUCAAGCCUGGGGAGAACGAGCGCGUCUGCCGGACGUGUGCAGAGGCAAAGCCAAAGACUUCCUUCGUUUCCCAAUGCAACGAUUGCGAGGAUUGCCGGCUGCCCUUGAACAACCUCCGCAACAUGACAUUGAGGUUUAGCAGCGAGGAGGAUGUCACGUGGUUCAACGAGUACGUCGCGGACCCGGAUAACCGCCUCAAGCUCAUCGCGCAGUACAACUUGCGCUGCCCACCGAACACAGAAAUUACGAACGGGCCGCGCGGCACCUUUCCCUUGAUGCAGUACCGCAAGGAGCUGCAGAUGGAGAAGGCUAUCAUCAAAGACGGGAUCUAUGAGAUGAUGUCGGAGAUCGCCUUCCAGCACUGGGCCGGCAAGCCCAAGAACGGCGGGCUCGGCCCCGCGGAGGCUAGCGCCAAGUGGAGGGAGAGGUACGACAAGCCUGGCGCGGUCACCGACCUGCUCGGCGAGAACCCGAAGUAUGCGCAGAGGGUGGCGAUCAAAGUCAAGGACUUGCUCGUGGACCGCCUGGCUAAACGCGAACUGGAGGCCGCAUCGUUCCUCGACAAGCAGGUCACCAACGCGACCGAGGAGGACCAGAAGAAGGCGCUGAAUCGCUUGGAGAAUGCGCGGCUCGGCGAGGCAUCUGAGCUGGCUGGGCUAGGCACUUCCAAGAUGUUGGAUGUGGCCAAGCAGUUCGCGGCCGCCUCUGGCGACCUUGCCGACGGGGGCUCUGGCUCGGAGCUGGCGGACAUGAAGCGGAAGGUCGGCGACGCCCGGGCCAUGAUGGCCGACUACGACAAGGACGAGGAAGCUCGCGAGGCCAAGAAGCAGAAGGCCUCAUCGGCGGCGGCGGCAAAGGCCGACGUGGAUGGCGGCGCCAGCGGCGCCGGUGGAGAGCCUGGCAGCGGGGGUGCUGCGAAGUCCGGCACCGGCGAGAAUGCCGCCGAGGAGGCGGCCAGGCCGGUAUGGAACCAGAGGGGCGUGAAGAUCGCGGACGCCUUGAAGUUGCACGAGAAGUGGAGCGGCGAGCAAGAUGAGAGCGUGGUGAGCUUGAUCGCCAAGGCGAAGAUUGCCCUACAGGCCGUAGCCGCCUCCGACCCGGGGAUCGCGACCACGUGCUGCCGCGACGCGGACAUCCUGAGGAACAGGCUCCACGCGCUGAGGUUGGUCAAGGGCGGCGCGGAGAGCGUCAAUGCCGUGAUGGAGCUGAAGGCCGCGACGGGCGACCAG
Prorocentrum cordatum is the source of this 1476-nucleotide messenger RNA. The record is from the annotation of a GenBank genome assembly. Lineage: Eukaryota; Dinophyceae; Prorocentrales; Prorocentraceae.